Messenger RNA from Stylophora pistillata, 1320 nucleotides. RefSeq names its product leucine-rich repeat protein soc-2-like. NCBI's taxonomy places the organism in Eukaryota, Metazoa, Cnidaria, Anthozoa, Scleractinia, Pocilloporidae. The record is from RefSeq and is a predicted model, not a curated record.
UCAGAUAACAAACUAACCACCAUCCCUAAUGCUAUUGGGGAGAUGGUGCAGCUGGAGAGACUGGGGCUGAGUCACAACCAGUUGACUGUGUUGAGUCCAGCUAUAAAACAGCUGAAGAAACUCAAAUGGCUGGACAUCUCACAUAACAAUCUAACCACCUUCCCUGAUGCUAUUGGGAAGAUGGUGGAACUGGAGAGACUGGAGCUGAGUCACAACCAGUUGACUGUGUUGAGUCCAGCUAUGAAACAGCUGAAGAAACUCAAAUGGCUGGAAAUCUCACAUAACAAUCUAACCACCAUCCCUGAUGCUAUUGGGGAGAUGGUGGAGCUGGAGAGACUGGAGCUGAGUCACAACCAGUUGACUGUGUUGAGUCCAGCUAUAAACCAGCGGAAGAAACUAAUAUAUUUGGAUGUGAGAGGGAAUCCUUUUACAGUUGAAGGAAUGAGAAGUGUUAUGGAGCUAAAGGAUAAGAUUGUAUUCCAAACAAUGAAUUAUUUUCCCAUGAAUGAAAUGGAAUUUCUUUUUGAAGAAGGGUUAAGAAGAAAGGUGUUACCAUCUUUGGGAGGAAAGAGUUUAUAUCUCGGUGGGCAAAGUUUGCAUGAAUUGCCUGCAGCUUUGUUUGAAUUGACUGAGUUGGAGGAACUUUACCUGUCAAAGAAUAAACUUACAACAAUACCUGAAAGUAUCGGAAAACUAAAGAAUCUUGUGGUACUUGAUAAGGUGGAGCUGGAGAGACUGGGGCUGAGUGACAACCAGUUGACUGUGUUGAGUCCAGCUAUAAAACAGCUGAAGAAACUCAGAGAGCUGGACAUCUCAUAUAACAAACUAACCACCAUCCCUGAUGGUAUUGGAGAGAUGGUGGAGCUGGAGGGACUGGGGCUGAGUGGCAACCAGUUGACUGUGUUGAGUCCAGCUAUAAAACAGCUGAAGAAACUCAGAGAGCUGGACAUCUCAUAUAACAAACUAACCACCAUCCCUGAUGGUAUUGGAGAGAUGGUGGAGCUGGAGGGACUGGGGCUGAGUGGCAACCAGUUGACUGUGUUGAGUCCAGCUAUAAAACAGCUGAAGAAACUCCGGGCACUAUACAUAUUGGUGCACAAUCUCAGCAAGCCUUUGGAUGCCCCAGCUGAGCCCUGCAUGAGACAAGGGAGAAAUGAUGUGAAAUUGGAAAACCCUAACAAUGAAACAAACAUGGAAAAUUUGCUGUCAUGGUUGGCUACAGUACAUAGGGUUGCCCUGGCAACUGAUGACACAGAUGAUGAUGCCCAACAAAAGCUGCCCUACCUCCGCCCCCCAGUGUUCAUUGUUGGCACAUGCUGA